Motacilla alba alba is the source of this 2753-nucleotide messenger RNA. It is a transcript of the gene GAL, whose product is annotated as galanin and GMAP prepropeptide. The transcript is spliced from 9 exons. NCBI's taxonomy places the organism in Eukaryota, Metazoa, Chordata, Aves, Passeriformes, Motacillidae. Gene Ontology annotation, molecular function: hormone activity. Gene Ontology annotation, cellular component: extracellular region. The record is from RefSeq and is a predicted model, not a curated record. The coding region runs from base 1694 to 2494 and encodes 266 amino acids.
AUAUUUCUAAACUUCACAAUCUUGCUGAAGUGUUCAACCAAGUAAUGAUUUUCUCUACUUGAAAAAUAAAAUAAAUAUUUCUUUCCCUCAUGUAAAAAUGAAAUAUCUCCAAGAAACUCUUAGGAAACACAGAAUGAAUACAACAACCAGAAAUAAGGUAACACGUUCCUCUGGUAAGUGUUUCACAUUUAUUCCUUUUUAUCCAUCAAAAAGACAUUGAAGAAUUAAAUGGGUGUGGAUGGGGAAAAUAGAAUAAAAUGAAGGUUUUAUCUAGAUUUAGUUGGUAAUGCAUAAGAAGCUUGAGUGGUACUUCCAAAGAUGGCAAUACAAAGGACUCAAUGAGAUACUGCUUUUGUUUGGUUGGUUUUUUUCUUCUUGAAGAGCUUGCAACUAUUUUCUGGUAGUUAAUAGAAAUCUCUAACUUUCAUUGAAAACAAAUGAGUAAUCUUCUUCUGGAAGUUCAAGUCCUUUGAAGUAAUAUUGGAAAAGAUUGUAUAUAGUAAACAUAGCUUUUCCUUGCAUAGAAAUGGGAGGAAACACUCAAUUUGAAGCCUGCACAUUCAUGUUUGGCUACUAGCAGUAACAGAGUUUUGAAAAUGGCAUAGAAUCAAGAUGCUCAUAUAUCACAGCAGUGCUGAUUCACUAGGUAAAGCUCUAACAUUGCUCCAAUACCUGAGAACUUUUCCACUUUAUAAAUAUGCAAAACUCAGAGCAUACAGUUUGUUUGCUCAAAAGUCCAAGUAGCUCUGCAAGCAGCCAGACUAAGCCUCUCCUUGAUCAAAUAUUGUGUCAGGUCCAUCCAGAAUAUCCUGUGCUUUGUCUUUUGAGAGGAUAGGUAGAACAAGAUCAAUUCCUGCAUUUGUCUUGCAAACCAGGCCUUUGAGCGGGGGCUUGUUACUUUUUUUUAGCUUAUUUUCUUUUUGUGUGUGUACUGAGGAGUCUCCAAAGUGGUUUUUAUUGGAGUGUUUUGGCAGCAGUAUCAACUACCUCUCUGAAAUGCCUGUACACCAACACACACAGCACAGGGAACAACCAGGCAGAAUUAGAGAUCUGGGUGCACAUUCUCACUGCAGUUACAGAGACAUGGUGGGACAGCUCAGAUGACUGGAAUGCUGUCAUGGAUUGGCUGCAUCCUUUCCAGGAAAUUAGGCUAUUUUCUUCUCACAGGCCAGCAAUGUGAGGUGGUGGAACUGCUCUUUAUGUGAGAAAGCAGCUGGGAUGUAUCGAGCUCUGCCUCGGGCUGGGUGAAGAACCAGACAAGAGCUUACAGACUGGUGCAUCCCUAUGAAUAAGAAAUCACACAAAGCAGAGCAGACCUGCAUGGAUGAGCAAAGAGCUUCUGGCAAAACCCAAAAGGAAGAAGAAAGUUUACAAAAUGCCGAAAAAGAGACGGGCUGUUCGCGAGGCAUAUAGGAACGUUGUCAGAGUAUGCAGAGAUGUGAUGAGGAACUCUCAGAUCCACUUGGAAUUGGGAAAAGGGAUGUCAAGGACAACAAGAAAGGUGUGAGCUUCCCCUGAAGCUGAUCAAAGGAGGAGGAGGUCAUCAGUGAGAGAGGAAUUAAAUGAAAAACUAAGCCAAGAACCAGCGUCCUUCAGAACCCCGAAAGAAGCGCUGUCAGCCGCAGAGCGGCGGGAAGCACAGACUCCAGCGGCUCCUCUCCCUGCUGCUGGACAGCGGGCACGAGUCUAAGGGAUGUCAGGGGCCCAGGGAGCUGCAGUGCUGGGCAGCGGAGCAGAGUACUUCUCUCAGGUACCUUCUCUCAGGCACCCUCCUGUACCCGAGCCCCUGAGAAGCGACGCGCACUCCCUGUCCCCCUUGUCCCGCGGGCGGGCGGCGGCGCAGGCACAGGGCAGGGGUGGCCGAUGGCCCUCGCCGCAGCUCCCGGCUCCCCGCGUGGCUCUCCCAAGCGCCUCUAAUCGGGUUGCCGUGAUUCCUGCCCUUCCCAAAGCGGCGGCCGGCGGGGGAGGCGGGGGCGGGCGGUGGGCGGCUCUCGGCUCCGCCGGCGCGGCCGCUCCGCUGCCCAUAAAGCGCGGCGGGAGCGCGGCGGGGCCGCGGCCAUGCACUGAGAGCCCGCCGGGGACCAGCGCCGCUCCGGCCUCGCCACGGGAGCACUGCGAGGGACAGACCGCCCAGCUCAAGAUGCAGAAGUGCACCGGAUUCCUGUUUCUGUCUUUAAUCCUUUGUGCCACCCUCUCGGAAACACUCGGGCUGGUUUUCUCAGCAAAAGACAAAAGGGGCUGGACUUUGAAUAGUGCUGGUUAUCUACUUGGGCCACAUGCAGUAGAUAACCACAGAUCUUUUAAUGACAAGCAUGGUUUCACUGGUAAACGUGAAAUACCGCCUGAUGAGGAUAUUAAAGCAGGGAGCCUUGGAAGACCCCUGGCUGAUGAAAACAUUGUGCGCACAGUAAUUGAAUUUUUGACUUACUUGCAUCUGAAAGAGGUGGGAGCACUUGACAAGCUACCUACACCAGAGGAAAUGAACCAGUCUUGAAGAAUGCAUUUUUAUUUUGUUGCAGUGUAGAUUUAGACUGAAUUCUAAACAAAAGACCAAAAUGACCUGAAGUUAAGAAGUAUGGUUUGCAUUUAUUUGAUAAAUGGUAAACAGUGUUCUGCCCUCUGAUUGGUUUGUUGGAUUAUAUUUUUGCUUUUUUUUCCCUUCCCUCCCUCUCCUGCAAUGUCAUUGUGUAUAAUUUUGCUUUGGUAAAAAUUUUCUGUAGGUAAAUGAUAAAAUAAAAAUAAAGAGCAACAAA